AUGAACUCGCUGAGACGUAGAUUGUUGCACACUCUUGGUGGCGAUGUGCCCACAGAAGCAUUGAAGAGAAGAGCCUUGGAAUUGGAGAAGAAAAGGAAGAAGAGGCAACCCAAGAGUAAGGAUCAGUUCAUCGUUCCCGUUCCCGAAUCCCUAUCCUAUCUCGACACCGCCACCAUGCCCAUGGUCGUCGCGGCCGUCGGAAUCGCUCUGUUAGCCAAACUCCUUAUGAUGUAUGAUGAAUCCAGAUCCCAAGAGUUGCUGGAGCGUAAGAUAAGGAAUGCUCCUGAAGGUCAAGGCACCAUCAGAAUGAUCACCCGAGAGGAGUGGGAGAAGUUCCGAGAAAUCAGACCCAGGACUCCUUUCGAGUCCAAGUUUUCGCGUCCUAAUUCCAGAAUCAGAACUGGAGAACCAUUGCGUAUGGAGGAUGUAACGGAUUGGACAACUGAUGUUCUCAUGGAUGCUCUUCACAGAGUAGAAGAGUACGGUAAACAUGGUUCUAAGUAA
This is a messenger RNA of Sphenostylis stenocarpa, 504 nucleotides long. NCBI's taxonomy places the organism in Eukaryota, Viridiplantae, Streptophyta, Magnoliopsida, Fabales, Fabaceae. The record is from the annotation of a GenBank genome assembly.